Messenger RNA from Suillus subalutaceus, 576 nucleotides. RefSeq lists its product as uncharacterized. Lineage: Eukaryota; Fungi; Basidiomycota; Agaricomycetes; Boletales; Suillaceae. Bases 1 to 576 code for a protein of 191 amino acids. The record is from RefSeq and is a predicted model, not a curated record. The transcript is spliced from 4 exons.
AUGGCCAGUGGAAAACAAGCAUCUCUGCAACGGGGAGCAGCACUCGGUGAGACACCCCUUCCUUUUGCACCCAGGUCCAUCUUCGAGUAUAUCUCCAAGAAAGACCAAGAACGCAUUAAGAACAUCGCUGCAAGCCGCUUUGCCCCCUUUUCCACGUCGGAUGAUCUCUCGCCAGGUCCCUCACUCCCCACGCCUUGCACGAAGCUGCUCUCCACGGUUUUCAGCCCUUCAUGGCCGAUCCAUCUAAGCAGGCAAGAAACCUGGGCAGACACCCGAGGAAUUCACAAAAGAGAGAGCGACUAUGCAAAAUCAGCUACAUUAUUCCGCCCCAUCUCGGGCCUGCACACGCCUGCUGCACAGCCAGAAGAGGGGACGGACAGUGUGGAUGUGGCGGAGGAAAAGCCGACGGAGGAAGUCAAGGAAGAAGCCCCGAAGGUGCAUGCUGCUCGAUUGAGCAUGUAUGGUGUUAUGACGCGCGAGGUGUGUACGUGGCAGCCUGCGCGGCUGCUGUGUGAGUGCUUUGGCGUCAAGGACCCGGUUAAUGCUGAUGAGGUGGACGAGCCCCCUGCCGUCUAA